Messenger RNA from Agrilus planipennis (emerald ash borer), 803 nucleotides. RefSeq lists its product as uncharacterized. Bases 177 to 671 code for a protein of 164 amino acids. The transcript is spliced from 2 exons. NCBI's taxonomy places the organism in Eukaryota, Metazoa, Arthropoda, Insecta, Coleoptera, Buprestidae. The record is from RefSeq and is a predicted model, not a curated record.
CCUUGGUCACGUGAAUUCAAACGCGCGAAUCUGACCGGUCCGACUUUGCGCCUAGCAAGCAGCAGGUAAAUGGAAUUUAUUUAGCAAUCGUUGUCAGUUACUCGGCGUCUUGGUGUGAAGAGUCGUUGUCACAUUUUCAGCAAUACUUUUGCCAAAUUUUCGUGAUCACGAUAAUCAUGAAGGAUUCAUUAAACUUCUUUUUACCCAUCAUGGAGGAAGAUGAUACAAGCGUCAUUUCAAAUAGAAACGAACUCAGAAGUAUAACGAACAUAUCUUCAAAUGGUUAUUACGGUUAUCAGCCGGUUGUGGAAAAACACAUACAGAACGGAAUCAAUUGUGAGCAAAGUAUGGAGGUCCAAAUGUCAGACUCUGAUAUACAAUUCAACAAUUUUAUACCGGUCGAAGAAAAUUGUCAACAACAAAAGGAAACAAUGGAUAAUCGCGACAAAUUGAAAAGAAAGCGCUGCUGGGGCUACGAUUACGAAACGGAAUAUCCCGAAUUUAAAAAGUGGCGCGAAAAUGACAAAUUGUUUAACAAAGAAAAAAGACGGAAUACCGAAAAAAAAUCAGCAACGGAAGGAACGCCACAUAAUGGAUUAUUAGAAGAUUUAUUGAGGGAAAUUCAUGGAUGUAGUUCCUAUCACUGGAUAAGUGAAAAAUUAACAGUAUAGUGGUAUAGGUAGUUUACGUUUUAGUAUAUUCAGUUGAUGAAGUCAUUUAACCCUUCGUCAUCACUAUAUUUAAGUUUUAUAUUAAAGUUUGUAUUUAUCUUUUUUAAUAUUGUAAAUAAACAAUUUUUUAAC